UGUACCACAAUGUGGCGCUGCGGUGCACUCUAUUAUUUAACAUAUUUAUUAGCUAUCCAGAACUAUGUCGAAUGAAAUAAUUAAAAUGCAGCCCAAAAAUUAACGGUUCUACCCAAACGGACACUUUUAAUCGCAAAGACACGGCUGUAUCGUUCGAAAAAACUAUCUGAAACGGUGAUAAAAUUGGACUAGGAAUGGCGCCAAGGUGUCGCCAUUUUCAUGAAACUUUACCAACACGGUAAAUCGAGACGGCUGUGUGGAGGAACAAUUCCACGAAGGGAGUGUGUGGGCCGGAAAACAGCCGGAAAAAUUGCCAAAAAGCAAGAAUAAUGUGCUGGUCUGUGUGUCAAAAAGACGGGGACUGAGUUGAUACAAAGAUGCAAGCAGAAAGUAUAUGCGCCAAUGAUAUUGAGGGUCUGGACUCAGACACUCUUAUUCCUGUUGAAAUUCUUUCCUGUGAUGUGUCACAUCGUGCACGAUCCCAAGAUGCCUUAUCGAUAGUGGAAUUAGGAAAACAAUUACUUUUUAGUGCUAAGUAUGGAGAUACGGAUACUGUCCGUGAUCUAAUGUGCAGAGGUGCACCGUUUACUACAGAUUGGUUGGGGACAAGUGCACUACAUUUUGCUGCACAAAAUAAUCAUAUGGAAACUGCAGAGGUUUUACUUAGAGCAGGAAUUUCGAGAGAUGCAAGAACGAAAGUGGAUAGAACACCUUUACACAUGGCUGCAUACGAGGGCCAUGAUCAAAUGGCACAAAUACUUCUUAAUUAUGGUGCAGAUGUCGAUAGUAGAGACAUGCUGAAAAUGACUCCUUUGCAUUGGGCAGUGGAAAGGGAGCACGUGGAAGUGAUGCACGUUUUAUUAGAACAUGGAGCAGACGCGAAUGCAACUAGUAAAUUUGAUAAGACACCAAUUAGUCUUGCAUUGGAACAUGACAGAUUAGACUUGGUAGACAUACUGCAGCAAGAAAGAGAAAUCGUAGGUAUCAGGGCGCAUCAGCAAACUCAAGCAAACACAGCAGAACUUGAAGUAGCAACACAUAAUUUAAUACAAUUAGAUUCUGGAAGGGAGGAGCAUAAGUUUGAACUUUCCCAGCAAGAAUCACAACCGAGAAGAAAACUUGCACAAGUGCAAAUGGGAAAGAAGCCACGAAUGAUUUUCCAACAAAUUCAUGUUGGAGCAAACACUGAUGUUGAUCAAGAAAAAGAGAUUGAAAGCAUAGAAGAAAUAACUAAUAUGAAUAAUAUCAGUAAAAAGCGUAAAGAUGUUGGUUCUAUUGGAGGAGUGAACAAACAAUUUAGGUUACUCGAAGCACAUGGAAUUACGAUGAUACCCGUAGAUAACGAUUCAUCGAUUGUUGAGAAUGCUAUGGAAAGUGGAAGAACAGUCGUUUUAACUGAGGCUGGUAAGCUUGCUCUGAACUUAACAAGAAAUUCUUCGAUAGGAAUGAAACGGCUACACGUAACGGGGAAAAAGGGGUCUCCUCGGAAAGUUAUAGCUAUUAGAGCAGAUCAGAUUUUAAGUCAUAACACACCUACUCUCACAUCCAGAGGUCCAAACAUAUUAAAAAGAUCUUCUAUGGAUAACAAGGCUGGAAAACUAUUCAUAUCUUCUAUUUCUAACACUACGCCCGUAUCAACACUUACGCAGUCCAAAAAUGUAAUAUCUUCAUCGGAGAGUAAGGCCAUCAGUUCGCCCACAAAAAUGACAGAACCAAUAAUUUUACAAUUAGACGAUGACAUCGAAGAAAUUGCCGAAGAUGAUACGACAGAUAAUAACGAACCAGUAAUGGACAUCGCGGUGUUGAAUAGACAAUUGGCGGAGGCACGGAGACAAGCAGCUGAAUAUCGUAAGCGACUUCAAAAGAAAGAAGAAGAAGCUGAGAUAUAUAAGCAACAAUUGAAAAAUAUUACGGCUCAAAGAGCAACCAAGUGAUUUUUUAUGAGUAUACAUUUCUACGCGUUGAGCUUCAUUUUUUGAAUAGCCCUGCUUUUUCUACAAAAAGAACUUCCUACAUAUACAAUUUUCAGAUUUAUAAAAAGCUCUCGAUUGAAAAUUGUAUAUUCUCAUAUUUUAAUACACAUUCUGUGAACGUCUCAUCAAUGAACAUUGUAGAAAUAAUUAUGCAAGCUUUUCAUUACUAACUGCUUACAUUUUGUAAAGAGUAUUUGCCGAAUCUGUGAGAUUUUGCAACUGUAUUUUAUUAAUAUUCUUGAUUUAUAUUGAAAAAGAAAUCCAAGUUUUCGUUUUACAGGGCAUAAUCCUCGAUUAUUUAAUAGAUGUAUGCCUCUCGGAAGCUGCGUAUUAUAUGUAUAUGAUUGAGUCUGAUUUAUACACUAAACAAGUAUAUUUUAAAAAAUAAAUGUAGACACUACGGACAUCAAUUUGCUUUCCACAUAAUGUUUCGCAAUGAAUAAUAAUGUUUUAUAGUAUUGCUAUUAUGAAAACAACCUCCUGCAUUUUGAAGAUUGAACAUUUAUCCGUAAGCAUAUUUAUUGUUUUAACUACUUCUGUUAUAAACCACUCUUAAUAAGCAGUAUUCUGUUCACUUUUUGGAAAUCGCAAAAAAUCUUCACAUUCUAAUACAGAUUGUUAGAUAAUAAAAGAUACAAUAUAAAAAUGAAGUAAUUAUAUAAAAAGACAAGUGUUUUUAAAUUGUAUAUAUGAUCUAUUUUGUAUAUAGCGAUUUUUUACUGUAAGAUUGCGCAAUGAAAAAGGCAAUUAUGCAUCAUCGUUAAAUACUUAGGAUUACACAAAAAAUAGUAGAGCGUAGGAAAUUUCUAUAAAAUUUAAUGAACGGGACGUAAAAUAAUAAUGGCUAUUUCCUAACCAUUUAUAUUUUCUAGAAAAUAUAGUUAAUAAAAGAGAAGAGUUUAUCAGUGUACAUUGCUUGCGAAUAAAAUGUUGUAAGAAGAAUACAAUGAUCUGCAGUUGUAAAAUAUAUUCAUUUUUUCCAUUAGAUUGUUGAAAAUAUUUUUUAUGGAAACUUUAUCUACAAUACAAAAUGUGGAAAGCAAAUACUUCUAAUUAGUCCUAGUGGCAUUAAAUAUAGGUUUACGAAUUAUUUCGAUAACUACUAACUGUUGUCAGUUUGUACAUUUUCGUAAAAAGAUUUCAUUCCAGACACAUUCUUUUAACGUGCUACACGAUCUAAUUAAGAAAAUAAUAAUCCAUAUUAUUGAUCGAUCACUAUGGUGCUACGUAUUCAAAAGAAAUCCUGAAUAAUUCAGGACUUUCACAAGAAUAAUGUACAGCAAACAAAAGGAAAGUAGUCCGUUCAGGUACAAGCGAUAGAUUGUAUUAAGUACAUAAAAGAUUAUUGAAUAUCAUAUCCCAGAAAUCAUAUUCAACGCUAAAAAUCCUUUAUAGUAAUAUACGUUGUAAAUACAGACGUUUAUACAUACAUACGAUAAUAGAAGUUGUUGAUACCAAGUUGCGAAUUUUCAUUCGGAAAUAAACAUUUUAUAUUUCUC
Messenger RNA from Ceratina calcarata, 3472 nucleotides. It is a transcript of the gene Atac3, whose product is annotated as Ada2a-containing complex component 3. The record is from RefSeq and is a predicted model, not a curated record. The transcript is spliced from 8 exons. The coding region runs from base 378 to 1934 and encodes 518 amino acids. Gene Ontology annotation, cellular component: nucleus. NCBI's taxonomy places the organism in Eukaryota, Metazoa, Arthropoda, Insecta, Hymenoptera, Apidae. Gene Ontology annotation, molecular function: protein binding; transcription cis-regulatory region binding. Gene Ontology annotation, biological process: positive regulation of transcription by RNA polymerase II.